Molecule: messenger RNA, 2615 nt
Organism: Gavialis gangeticus (Gharial)
Lineage: Eukaryota; Metazoa; Chordata; Crocodylia; Gavialidae
Gene: SCARB2
Product: scavenger receptor class B member 2
Exons: 13
Coding region: 1-1575 (524 amino acids)
Biological process (GO): receptor-mediated endocytosis; protein targeting to lysosome
Cellular component (GO): membrane; lysosome; cytoplasm
Molecular function (GO): scavenger receptor activity
Source: RefSeq, a predicted model, not a curated record
AUGGCGCAGCAGUGCUGCAUGAAGGCCAAGGCUUUGCGGGGUGAGGGAGAACAUCUGGAGGUGGGGGAGAGGCUGCAGAGCCCUGCAAAGAGUGCUGCCUCAGGGUUGAUGCCACCCACUGCUGGAGCCUCCUGGAUGUCCUGGCUGCACCAGCAGCAUACUAGGGACUGGACCUUCCUGCUGCAGUGGCUGGUGGCAGUCAUGAAGUACUGGGCAACAUGGGAGCAGCAGAAGGUGUGGAAGGAAAAAGUAUUAAAGAAUGGCACAGAAACCUUUCAAAUCUGGGAGAACCCUCCUCCCCCCGUCUACAUGCAGUUCUAUUUCUUUAAUUUGACAAAUCCUUUAGAAGUGAUUAAUGGAGCAACCCCUUUUGUGGAGGAAAUAGGGCCAUAUACCUACAGAGAGUACAGGCCAAGAGUGAGUGUUCACAUUUUGGAGAAUGGCACCAAAGUAUCAGCUCUUAACCCAAAAACCUAUGUAUUUGAUCCAGAGAAGUCCAUUGGAGACCCUGAAGUGGAUCUGAUCAGGACUGUAAAUAUUCCUGCAGUGACUGCAAUGGAAUGGGCCCAGACAAGUCCCCUGCACCUGCCCCUACAGCUGAUACUACUAUAUUACAGAGAAGAACUGUUUAUAACACGCACUGUUCAUGAAUUACUGUGGGGCUACAAAGAUAGGCUUCUGUCAACCAUUCAUUUCUUCUAUCCUGAGGUGGAUUCGGAGUUUGGUUUAUUUAACAAGAUGAAUGGGACAGACGACGGGGAAUAUGUUUUCCUAAGUGGGUCAAGGAACUACCUUAACUUUUCAAGGAUUGUGGAGUGGAAAGGAAAAAAGUCUCUGGAUUGGUGGACCACAAAGACUUGUAAUAUGAUCAAUGGGACAGAUGGAAAUUCUUUCCAUCCCCUGAUAAGCAAAGAUGAAAAACUCUAUGUUUUUGCUUCUGACUUCUGCAGAUCUCUGUAUUUGACGUUUGACAGCUUUAGGAGUGUGGCAGGGAUCCCUGCCUAUCGCUUUGUGCCCCCUGAAGAGCUCUUUGCCAAUACUUCUGUUAAUCCAGACAAUGCUGGAUUCUGUGUGCCAGCAGGAAACUGCCCUGGAACAGGUGUCCUGAAUGUCAGCAUCUGCAAGCAGGGUGCCCCCAUAUUUAUAUCAUCCCCACAUUUUUACCAAGCAGACAAAAAGUAUAUUAACAGCAUACAGGGCAUGAAUCCAAAAAAGGAAGAUCAUGAGAUAUUCCUAGAUCUCAAUCCAUUGACAGGGGUGCUUCUCCAAGCAGCCAAGCGAAUCCAGAUCAACAUCUACAUCAAAAAAAUGCCUGAAUUUUUUGACACAGGCAGGAUCAGAACGCUGAUUUUCCCUGUGAUGUAUAUAAAUGAGAGUGUUUUGAUUGAUGAAGCAUCUGCCAGUAAGCUGAAAUACGCUCUGUUUGAAGCCACUCUAUUAAAGAACAUCCCUUUUGUAAUCAUGGCACUUGGUAUUAUUUUUGGGAUCAUUUUCAUUGUGCUUGCGUGCCGGUCCCGUGGAACAAAGGAUGAGGGUACUGAAGACGAAAGGGCUUCGCUCAUCAGGACAUCCUAGUAUUUUCUCCCUAACAAGUGAGCUUGAUGAAUAAACUAUGCAAGCCAAUCUAAUACCAACCACUAUGCAGCCUUCUCCACUGUGGAAAAAUGAUCAUGCUUAUUAUGAUUAUUCAUAAUACCGUGUAUGAGGAAAACUGGAACACAAUUGAAGGAGGUGACUGUUCUUACCAGCCGCUAAGCUAUGAUUUUAAAAUUGGAUUUUAAAGUGGCUUGAUAUUCUGCAUUUUCAUACUCUGAAAUGUAGUAUUUAAUAUCCCCAGUGCUGUCUUUUUUUUUUUUUUAACACAAGAAAGCCAUAGACACUCAUAGCCACAGACUUAAACACAAUGAUUCGUUAUUAGGAUUAUGUGAGGUGUAUUUGCAAAAGCACCUUUGUGACUUGGGUUUCUAUGUGUUUAAGACUCUUGAAAAUAGAACAUGAUCUUCUAAAUCACAUGUGAACACUUGAAAAUGGUGCCCUUAGUCUAAUAUGUAUAUGGUACAUCAGACUUCUUAUCGUCAGUGCAUACGUUGACUGCUUAAUAGUUGUCAUUCUUUAGUCCUUUUAUCUCCAGAACUUAUUUCUGAUUCUAAACUAAAUGCUGUUUUAACACUAAUAGUCACCAGCUGUAAAAAAGCUUUACGUAACACAUUUUCUUAUAUCAGUCUGACAUACCUUAGUGUUGCUUGAAAUCCCAUUGUGUUCUGUCAAUAAACUUCCUUUCCAGGUUUUCCAUUCCAGUUUUGGUUGGUUGAGGGUAUGGUAGAGAGUUAUUUUUUUAGUCUCUGAGGUGUCUCACAAGUACCUUUCAUGUGAUGGAUUGUAGAUGUAAACUUUGCCAGAUUAUUUGCAGUUGCAUUCAUUAUUUAAGAAACAUGUAGCUCUUCCACACUAAGGUACAUUUGGAAACUAAAGAAAAACAGUGUGAAUGUUUAAAAUAGUGAUCGUUUUAAAAAUCCCACGUGUAAAAUAUCAUGAAGAAGGAACUUUUGUAGAUCAUAAUAGAAAGAGUAUUCUUAUUGAAAAGUGCUUCCCUCAAAUAAAGGCAGUGAAACAGA